AUGGCGUGGAUGUGGAAUGGGACCUCGUCAUUACCUUCAGGCGCGGGUAUUGAUUCCUCCAAUAACUUGAUAGUUUCACCUGCUAACUUCACCCAUGUAGGUAACUACACGUGCAAUGCGUCUAAUGCAUUGAGCUCUAUUCAAACAAGUGUCAUCGUUUACGUCAAGUACCCUGAAACCUGCGCUAAAGUGAAGGCCAACAUCAGUGACGUCAGUGCUGAUUACUUCAUUGAUCCAGACGGUGUUCUUGGCGAUGAUCCAUUUCCUGUUUACUGCAACAUGACUGACAAAGGAGGUGUUGGAGUGACAGUUGUCAGUCAUGACAGCGAGAACAGGACACACGUGGAUGGUUUUGAACCGCCUGGUUCAUAUUCCCUUGGUAUCGAUUACAACCCCGCCAGCAUUUCUCAGUUAAAGGUUCUAACAGACCUUUCCACCAAUUGCCAACAGCUCAUCAAAUAUGAGUGUCUGGACUCUAGAAUUAGAUCGUCUAAAUUUGCAUGGUGGGUGUCACGUGACGGUGAAGAAAUGUUCUACUUUGAUGGGGCCAAUCCAGGGUAUGAUGGCUGCGCCUGUGGAAAGAACAACUCGUGUGUCAAAGCGUCGAAAGUUUGUAACUGUGAUGAGAAUUCACAGAUAUGGCGAGUGGACAGCGGUCUUCUGACAAACAAAUCCCACCUUCCCGUCAUUCAGUUGAGGUUUGGUGAUACGGGAAGCUAUUAUAUCAGCAAUGGAGAUUUCCGACCUGAAGAAGGAUAUCACACUUUGGGAAAAUUGGAGUGCUAUGGAAUAAACUGAGCAAUGUACUGUCGUUAAGUGGAAUUCCUGAGGGAUGACAGAAUUGCAGUCAUUUCGCCCACCAGUCGUUUCGCUAACGACCAGCUUCAUUUUGUCUCAAGUCGUUUCGCACUCGUCUCAGGUCAGUUCGCUAAGGUAAGGGUCGUUCUGCUCACGUUGUGGGUUAUUUCA
Messenger RNA from Pocillopora verrucosa, 969 nucleotides. RefSeq names its product contactin-associated protein-like 2. NCBI's taxonomy places the organism in Eukaryota, Metazoa, Cnidaria, Anthozoa, Scleractinia, Pocilloporidae. The record is from RefSeq and is a predicted model, not a curated record.